Messenger RNA from Paramecium sonneborni, 258 nucleotides. NCBI's taxonomy places the organism in Eukaryota, Ciliophora, Oligohymenophorea, Peniculida, Parameciidae. The record is from the annotation of a GenBank genome assembly.
AUGUAAAAUUUAACAUAUUUUACACUCAAUUUGUCAUCAACCCCAUAAACUCCUUCCACUCCCACAUUCGAAUAAUCUGAUUAAGAUUAAAGUUCUAAACAUACUUCUCGUAGAACACUUUUUGAUUUAGAAGAAGAAUACAUCAUUCAUAAGAACCCUAUUUUUAGAAGAAGGUUAAAGAGUAAAUAGAAUACUUAAAUUGAUUAUUCUACCUUUUUAGGCAGGAAUUUAUUAGAAAAUGAUAUAGAAUCGGUGUGA